GUCAGGAAGGUAGUGACGUCGUAGGUAAACAGGCUCUGUAGCCGUGGCAGCGGCGGUGGCAGGCUGGUUGGGUAUCGGCUGCCGCUGACCUGGGAGAAGCUGCCUGUCUACAUCAGCCUGGGCUGCAGCGCGCUGCCGCCGCGGGGCCGGCAGCCAUGGCCAAGGACAUCCUGGGUGAAGCAGGGCUGCACUUUGAUGAACUGAACAAGCUGAGGGUGUUGGACCCAGAGGUUACCCAGCAGACCAUAGAGCUGAAGGAAGAGUGCAAAGACUUUGUGGACAAAAUUGGCCAGUUUCAGAAAAUAGUUGGUGGUUUAAUUGAGCUUGUUGAUCAACUUGCAAAAGAAGCAGAAAAUGAAAAGAUGAAGGCCAUCGGUGCUCGGAACUUGCUCAAAUCUAUAGCAAAGCAGAGAGAAGCUCAACAGCAGCAACUUCAAGCCCUAAUAGCAGAAAAGAAAAUGCAGCUAGAAAGGUAAGAAGUCAUGAUGUAAAGCAAGUUCUUUACACAGCUGAAUUUCCACUCUUCCUUCUGGAAUGAUCACUUCUUGUCCUUAUUCUUCAUCGUUUUCCCAGGAAUAGCAUCUCACUUGUCAUCCUGAUUUGAAGAUUUUUUAAAAUAAAAUUACAUUUGAUGGGAAGGAAAUAGAAAACUUGUUAAUAUCAAGCCACCUCUAGUAGUUUGAGCAUGAAAGGGUCCACGAAGUUGGCUGGCUCUGUGAAAGAAGACUUUCCUAGGGCUGGAGAUUUCUCAUGGGUGGCUCUGGGUAGGGCUUUGCCUCUUUCUUUCUUCAUUCUGAACUCACAACAUUUCUUGAAAUCAUUUAAAUCUCUAUAUCCUUCUCUAGAAGAAUUAAGUCUGUGGUUUACUUCAUCUUUUUUUCAGGGCCUCUAACAAUUUUGUUUUUCAGGUAUCGGGUUGAAUAUGAAGCUUUGUGUAAAGUAGAAGCAGAACAAAAUGAAUUUAUUGACCAAUUUAUUUUUCAGAAAUGAACUGAAAAUUUCACUUUUAUAGUAGGAAGGCAAAACAAAAAAAGCCCCUCAAAACCAAAAAAACCUCUGUAGCAUUCCAGCGGCUUGACCAAUGACCUAUGUCACAAGAGGUGACAUGUAAGGAAUGCAGCCCCCUGAAGACAGCGCUACAAGUCUGGGGGAGCCAGUUUUAACAUCAGUGCACAGCUGCUGCUGGUGGCCCUGCAGUGUACAUUCUCACCUCUUAUGCUUAGUUGGAACUAAGCAGUUUGUAAACUUUCAUCCUUUUUUUGUAAAUUCACAAAGCUUUGGAAGGAGAAGCAAUAAAUUUUUGUUUUCAAAUGG
This is a messenger RNA of Symphalangus syndactylus (siamang), 1314 nucleotides long. It is a transcript of the gene IFT20, whose product is annotated as intraflagellar transport 20. NCBI's taxonomy places the organism in Eukaryota, Metazoa, Chordata, Mammalia, Primates, Hylobatidae. Gene Ontology annotation, biological process: protein localization to cilium; cilium assembly. Gene Ontology annotation, cellular component: ciliary base; intraciliary transport particle; non-motile cilium. The record is from RefSeq and is a predicted model, not a curated record.